UCAUAAAGGCUGGGAGCUGUGGGUGGGGGUGUGAUCCGUGUUCCCCUCACUCUCCAAAUCUCCCUGGGUUUGUCGGUGUAAUUUUCCACCAGUGUGCCCACAGUGUGAGGAUGACUCUCCAGUGGACUGCGGUGGCCAUCUUCCUCUACGUGGAGAUAGUGGUCAUCCUGAUUUUGUGUCUGCCAUUUAUAUCGGCCAAAAGAUGGCGAUCUUUGUUCAACCUGAACAUUUGGAGCUGGUUCUCUUUGUACUGGAACAAGGGCUUCUUCACCAUCAUACUCGUUCUCAUUCUUCUGUUCUGUGAUGCUUUGAGGGAGGUGAGGAAGUACUCCAGUGCAGAGGCGGGACCCAUGGGAGACGCCAAGCUCAACCCCAACCUGUUCGACCACCUGCACAUGAAGCUGUUCAGAUCCCAGAGAAACCUCUACAUCUCUGGCUUCUCCCUCUUCCUCUGGCUUGUAAUGCAACGUUUGGUGACUCUCAUAAACCAGGUGGCUGUUGCUACAGCAAACAGAACCAGCCUGCAAACCCAAGCAGAAAAUGCCAAUGAGGCAGCAAGGAGGUAUCAGGAGGACAACCUACUUCUAAAACAGGCUCUAUUAGAUGAAGAGAAAGAUAAAGUUUCAAGCAAACAGCAACUGAGGAGGGAGGCAGAAAAGCUGAUGGAGGAACUCAAGGCAGCAGAGGAUGCUGUGCGUAAAGCUAACGCCGAGGUGGAGGCCAUGAAGAGGCAGGCCAGGGGUCUCACCAAGGAGUACGACAGGCUGCUGACAGAACACACUCAACUACAACAGAAUCUUCAUGCCGGAGCUGCUGAAGGAUCAAAGAAGGAUCUAUAAACAAUCCGGAUGAUUUAAGUGUCAAAGACGGAAGACCGUCAAACGCUGUGGACUUCC
Molecule: messenger RNA, 896 nt
Organism: Esox lucius (northern pike)
Lineage: Eukaryota; Metazoa; Chordata; Actinopteri; Esociformes; Esocidae
Gene: bcap29
Product: B cell receptor associated protein 29
Exons: 8
Coding region: 111-839 (242 amino acids)
Biological process (GO): intracellular protein transport; endoplasmic reticulum to Golgi vesicle-mediated transport
Cellular component (GO): endoplasmic reticulum membrane; endoplasmic reticulum
Source: RefSeq, a predicted model, not a curated record